AUGCCAUGGUGCUGUGGCUUAGCAAAUACUGGUGGAACAACAUCAACAGCUCUUAUCACUUCGGAUAGUGAUAAUUUUGUUCAACAACCAUUAAAUGCAACAAAUACUGGUAGUGGAACUGCUAGACGAAAAUCAUUUAUUAUACCUGAUAAUUUUGGUCCUAUGCUUUUACAGCCAAAAAAAACGGCAAUGUUUGUAACAGGAAAUCGGCAGCCAAAUGAUUGUCUUUUUAUUGAAAGUCUUCGAUCAAAUGGCUGGCAAGUUGUUAAAACAUCAGCAGGUGUUGCAGAAGUUAAUUAUCAACAACAAAAACCAUUAUUAGUUCUGGUAGAUAUUCGCCUACCUGAUAUUGCUACCUUCGCCAAGUAA
Messenger RNA from Cercopithifilaria johnstoni, 369 nucleotides. The record is from the annotation of a GenBank genome assembly. Lineage: Eukaryota; Metazoa; Nematoda; Chromadorea; Rhabditida; Onchocercidae.